Oncorhynchus gorbuscha (pink salmon) is the source of this 4305-nucleotide messenger RNA. RefSeq names its product STE20-like serine/threonine-protein kinase. Gene Ontology annotation, molecular function: ATP binding; protein binding; protein serine/threonine kinase activity. NCBI's taxonomy places the organism in Eukaryota, Metazoa, Chordata, Actinopteri, Salmoniformes, Salmonidae. Gene Ontology annotation, biological process: protein phosphorylation. The record is from RefSeq and is a predicted model, not a curated record. The transcript has 20 exons. Bases 671 to 4144 code for a protein of 1157 amino acids.
CUCAUAAACGCGCAUUUGACACCAAAUCCUCUAGAUUACUGGACCCUGUGCCUCGCCAAGGGAAAGAAGAUUGUCUUACCAUACCAACGGUGUUUUUAUUCGCUAUAUAUACAUUCAAGUGACGUUGGGGGAUCGACUAUAACAUUUCAUGGAAUAUAAUUCUUUGGAAGGGUCGUUUCUGUAUCUUCUCUGUCUCUGCUCUUUGGUUGAGGAAAGAGCCCUGCCGCUUGCGUUGUCAGGCCAGUUUUGGUUGUUCUGGGGAACAACAGUAGCUUCCCGUGCUUACUUUGCACUGUCAAAGUCUAUUCUUUGGACGGAAAUACAAUGCCAGGAGACAUCAAAGUGAAUAUUGUUGGUGUAAGAAUCAACAAUAGGCCAUGAUGUCGGUGGAACUUCAUUUUGUUAUGGGAUAACUGGGAUAUCGUUGCCAUAAAAACGGGUUGAUCAUCAAUAAUUUCAGUUGAACAGCAUUUUAAAUAAUUCUGAAUUGUUAUAAUACUGUAACAUAUUGAAUAUGCCACCUCAGAGUCUGCUUGACUCACAAGAACACCAAGGGACCUAAGUAAACACAACAGUUCAAGUCCUAUGCGGUAGAACGCACGGAUGAUCUUCGUGUUGCUGGAUAUUCAUUCCUUUGUCAACUGUCUAUCUGAAGAAGGCAGGCGUGAAAAUGGCAUCCUUUUUCAAUUUCCGUAAAAUCUUUAAAUUGGGUGCUGAGAAGAAGAAGAAACAGUAUGAGCAUGUCCACAGAGACGAGAACCCAGAGGAGAUAUGGGAGAUCAUUGGAGAACUGGGGGAUGGAGCCUUUGGGAAAGUCUAUAAGGCCCAGAACAAGCAAACAGGCAUUCUGGCUGCAGCUAAAGUGAUCGACACCAAGACGGAGGAGGAGCUGGAGGACUAUAUGGUAGAGAUCGAUAUCCUGGCCUCCUGCGACCAUCACAACAUAGUGAAGCUGCUGGACGCCUUCUACUACGACAGCAAGCUAUGGAUCCUGAUAGAGUUCUGUGCGGGUGGAGCGGUGGAUGCCGUCAUGCUGGAGCUAGAGAGGCCCCUGACGGAGCCCCAGAUCCGGGUGGUGUGUAAGCAGACCCUCCAGGCCCUCCUCUACCUCCACGACAACAAGGUGAUCCACAGAGACCUGAAGGCUGGGAACAUCCUGCUAUCCCUGAACGGAGACGUCAAACUGGCUGACUUUGGUGUGUCGGCAAAAAAUACCAAAACACUACAGAGGAGAGACUCUUUCAUCGGGACGCCAUACUGGAUGGCCCCGGAGGUGGUGAUGUGUGAGACGUUUAAGGACCGUCCGUACGACUACAAGGCUGACAUCUGGUCCCUGGGGGUGACUCUGAUCGAGAUGGCCCAGAUUGAGCCUCCCAACCACGAGAUGAACCCAAUGAGAGUCCUGCUGAAAAUAGCCAAGGCCGAUCCUCCUACCCUGAUGCAGCCGUCGCGCUGGUCUCCCGAGUUCAGUGAUUUCCUAAGAAAGUGUCUCGAUAAGAAUGUGGACAACAGAUGGAAUGUGGCACAACUUCUACAGCAUCCAUUUUUGAGUACCGUGACAGACAGCAGACCGUUGAGGGAGCUGAUCGCUGAAGCAAAGGCUGAGGUUUACGAGGAGAUUGAGGAUCACAAGGAGGAAGAGGAGGAGGAGGAUGGCGAGACACAACGGGGUCACAAACGUGCGCCGUCUGAUGCCAGUGUUGCCAGCACAGAGGAUGAGAAACUCCCUCAGUCUCCCUCAGCCUCCAUCCUGGAGUCUUUACCGGAGAAGGCUGAACCGGUUAUCCCGACACCACAGAUUGUUGAAAAGGUCCCUGAACCAAGCGUCGCCAAGCCAGAGGAGAACCUGGUUGUGGACACAGGCUCCGUCGAGGAGCCUGCUGUCCCUGCAGAAGUGGAGAAAAUGGAUGAGACCCUUGGUGUUCCAAUGAAUGGAGAGACAACAGAAGCCAGUGAGAAACCAGUAGAGGUGACGGAAGAGGAGGAGAAGGUUCCAGAAAUAACAGAGGUUUCCCCAACAGAACCCAGUGAGAAACCAGUAGAGGUGAUGGAAGAGGAGGAGAAGGUUCCAGAAAUAACAGAGGUUUCCCCAACAGAACCCAGUGAGAAACCAGUAGAGGUGACAGAAGAGGAGGAGAAGGUUCCAGAAAGAACAGAGGUUUCCCCAACAGAAGCCAGUGAGAUAGCUUCUUCAGACCCAGCUGAGAAACCAGCAGAGCCCCAACCAGAAGGAACCGUUUCCAAUGCUGAAGUCACCAUAGGGGACAAGGAGAUGGAGCAACUGGCCAUAUCCAAUCAAGAUGAAAAGGAAGUGGACACAGCUGAGGUCCAGACGAAUGAGAUCACUGCAGAAGGGUCAGAGGCCAAGGAAGAGCCAACAGAAGGCAAGAUGGAAGUUGAGGAAGAACCAGCCAACGAGGAGCCUAGCGGGGAAGCAAAGGUUACCGUGACAACCCCAGAGGAGACUAAGGUGGACGACAAACUCACACCUGCAUUUUCAGCGGUCUGGAAAAAGGAGGAAGGAGAGAAUGAGAGAGUGGAGUAUAAGCCAACUGCGGAGACAGGGACUCCAGUGAAGUCUAAGGAUGAGAAGGAGAGGGAUUCGGACUCUGGGAGUAGUUCUGCUGCAGAUAACGGCAGCAUAGACAUGAACCUGUCCAUCUCCAGCUUCCUGACCAAAACCAAGGAGCCAGGAACCCUCUCCAUACAGGACACCAAGCGCCAGAAGAAGACACUGAAGAAGACCCGUAGGUUCGUGGUGGAUGGAGUCGAGGUUAGCGUGACGACGUCGAAGAUCAUCACCGACAAUGACACCAAGAACGAGGAGAUGAGGUUCCUCAGGCGUCAGGAGCUGAGGGAGCUGCGUCUCCUGCAGAAAGAGGAACAGAGGGCCCAGCAGCAGCUCAGCAAUAAACUGCAGCAGCAGAAAGAGCAGAUCUGCCGCCGUUUCGAACAGGAGACGACCAGUAAGAAGCGCCACUACGACCAGGAAGUGGAAAACCUGGAGAGACAGCAGAAGCAGACCAUCGAGAGGCUGGAGCAGGAGCACACCAACCGGCUGAGGGACGAGGCCAAGCGCAUCAAGGCCGAGCAGGACAAGGAGCUGUCCAAGUUCCAGAACAUGCUCAAGAACCGCAAGAAAGAGUUCAAACAGGAAAUGCGACUCACGCCCAGGCACAGGAGAAACGCUAUCGUGAAACGGGGGAAAAAGGACAUAAUCACAACUCCACGUCAAGAGGGAGUGGCCCAGGGUAUGAUUCAAUCUUUUCAGUUGUCCUCCUGCACUCUCUUCAACGCCCCCAUGCAGGAUGAGCAGGAGUUCCUGCAGAAACAGCAGCAGGAGCUGGACUGUGCCCUGAAGAAGAUCAUCCAGCAACACAAACACGAGUUGGCCACCAUCGAGAGAGACUGUCUCAACCACAAACAACAGCUCCUCAGAGCACGGGAAGCAGCAAUGUGGGAGCUGGAAGAGCGUCACCUACAGGAGAAACACCAGUUGUUUAAACAACAGCUGAAAGACCAGUACUUCAUGCAGAGACACCAGCUGCUCAAGAGACACGAGAAGGAGAUGGAGCAGAUGCAGCGCUACAACCAGCGUCUCAUUGAGGAGAUGAAGAACAGGCAGACACAGGAGAGGGCCCGCUUACCCAAGAUCCAGCGCAGCGAGGCCAAGACUCGCAUGGCCAUGUUCAAGAAGAGCCUCCGAAUCACUGGAGGCCCCAUCACACCCGAGCAGGAGAGGGAGAAGGUCAAACAGUUUGCAGCCCAGGAGGAGAAGAGGCAGAAGAAUGAGAGGCUCCACCAGCACCAGAAACAUGAGAACCAGAUGAGAGACCUGCAACUGCAGUGUGACACCAACAUCCGGGAGCUGCAGCAGUUACAGAACGAGAAGUGCCACAUCCUGAUAGAGCACGAGACCCAGAAGCUGAAGGAGCUGGAUGAGGAGCACAGCCAGGAGCUGAAGGAGUGGAGGGAGAAACUACGACCCAGGAAGAAGGCUCUGGAGGAAGAGUUUGCCAGGAAGCUUCAGGAGCAGGAGAUCUUCUUUAAGAUGAGUGGAGAGUCAGAGUGCCUUAAUCCCUCAGCCCAGAGCCGCAUCUCCAAGUUCUACCCCAUCCCCAGUGUCCACUCCACUGGCUUCUAGGGGUUAACCCAUUCAUGGCACUCCGGAUGGACAUGAACAUAUAUCCACACACACAUAUUAAAGGCACACUCAAUGAAUAGAUACACACACACACACACACAUACAAAUAGACUGGCGCGCACACACACACACACAUACAAAUAGACUGGCGCGCACACACA